AUGCUCUUGAGACAGUCUUUCUUGGGUCUUUUGGCCCUUGGUGUGAUAGUCGAGGCAUCUUCUAAGACGAAACAACAUGGGUUGUUCAGGCGGGCAGCGAAUAUCACAACUUGCAACAUUAACGAGGCCGCGCCCAAGGUCAACGCACCGAAAGUCAACGUCUGGGCUCCCAUCUCCCCUGAUGAUAACCUCGCUGUCUGGAAUUUACUCCACGAUCCAGCAACGGGUCUGAACCUCACAGACCCCAACAAUGCUACGAUCGCGGACAACUAUGUCUACUGGAUCGAUACUCUCCACACCAAUAAGUCCACUGUCCUACCAUACCUCGGUGGCACCGCUAGCCCGCCGCCAAAAUAUGCACGAGUAGUCAUCUUUAGCGGAGGCUUGGAGGUCCCAGACUCACAGGAGUACAUGGUCGGACCUCUUCCCGUCGGCAACGGAACCAAGGUGGAGAAGCUCGACUACAUCUUCAACGGCGGCAGUGGUGGCAAGAUCCCGUACAACAGUCGCUAUUUUGACGGCCCCCGCCUGGUAGCCUCCGAGCCGCUACUCGUGUCUAUCAUGAGUAAUAUCUCCGACAUCACGUCUGAACUCAUUGGCGGAGUUUACUACGGCUUGAGUGAUAAUCGGACUACCCUCACUUCCACCAGCGGUACGCCCCUGUCUUAUGAUGGCACCCAAGCAUUUCGCACGGUCAUGUUUAGAUAUCUCAACACAGCGACAUAUCUUACGCCGCUAGACUUCUCCGUUAUGCUAGACGUUACCGGCACAGAUGCUUCACAGUACAAGUUGAGAGGCAUCGUGACGAAUGAGAAGUUCUUUCCUACAGUCGCUGCCUUGCGGUCCGCCUGGGACGCAGGAGAGCUGAAGGAGCAGUUCAAGCAGAGCCGGACUCCCGACUGGGGUCUCCUGGACUACAAGCCUGAGAUGGGAGUUAGAGACCUCGAGAAUAAGCUAGCGCCUCAAAGCCUCGAGGUUGGCGGCAAGCGUUACAAGGUUGACGAGGAACAGAAGUACAUCGAGUACAUGGGGUGGUCCUUCUACACCUCGUACUCUCGAACCCUUGGGCUGAUGUACUAUGACAUCAAGUUCAAGGGCGAAAGGAUCAUCUACGAGCUUUCGCUACAGGAAGCUGCUGCCCAAUAUGCUGGUUUCACACCCAAGGCGGCUGGAACAGUCUACCACGAUACGUACUACAGCCUUGGCAACUCAUCUGUCGUCAGCACAGAUGCGAUAUGCAUUUUCGAAGCCGAUGCUGGCUAUCCUGUUUCACGCCAUCGAUACGGUAGUGGAAACGAAUACGGCUUCAGUUAUCUGGGUACAGUUAAGGCUUCGGCCUUGACUAUGCGAUCGGUAGCGACUGUAGGAAACUACGACUACAUGUUCGACUACUCUUUCCACGUUGACGGUAGUCUCGAGGUUACAGUCCGAGCAUCAGGAUUCCUGCAAUCUUCAUUCUACUACCCGGACCAGGAGGAGUUUGGUCCCAGAAUCCAGGAGGCGACGAUGGGAUCACUACACGAUCAUAUUCUCACCUACAAGGCCGACUUUGACAUUCUCGACACCAAAAACAGUCUCGAAGUAAGCGAGCUCGUUCUAGUUAAUACGAGCCAGCCUUGGUAUCCAGAGCUUGGCUCCUUUGAGCAGAUGCAGCUGCAAAAGUCUACGAUGACGGACGAGCAACAGUUCAACUGGCAACCGAACAACGCCGCAAUGUACUGUAUUGUGAACCCCAACGCCACAAACGCGUGGGGAGAAAAGCGCGGCUACCGAAUAGUCCCCGGGAAGUCCAACAUCCAUCUCACGCCGCUCAAUUCUCCCUGGACGAAGCAUCAGACGCCGUUUGCUAAAUCACACCUGGCGCUCUCGAGACAGCAUGAUACCGAACCGUACGCGAACAGUCACUCCAAUGUCAACUUGCCUCUGAAGCCCCAGCAAGACUUCAUGAAGUUCUUUGAUGGCGAGAGUGUCGAGAACGAGGACAUCGUUCUUUGGUUCAAUUUGGGCAUGCAUCACUUCACCAGGUCCGAGGAUAUUCCCGUCACGCUUUAUAGCGAGGCUGUGAGCAGCAUUGUCUUUGCGCCGCAGAACUUCAAUGAUAGGGCGCAAGACGGCGAUUUGCAGAAUAGGAGAUGGAUCGUUGUGAACGAGACGACUGGUGAACUUGAGUCUGACACUUAUGGGGUUGAGCUGCCUUCCGAGUGCGAAGUGGGCUUCUCUGAGCCUGUAUUUGGGAUCAAGAAGAACGAGGAAGCUUGA
Colletotrichum scovillei is the source of this 2259-nucleotide messenger RNA. RefSeq names its product copper amine oxidase. NCBI's taxonomy places the organism in Eukaryota, Fungi, Ascomycota, Sordariomycetes, Glomerellales, Glomerellaceae. Bases 1 to 2259 code for a protein of 752 amino acids. Gene Ontology annotation, biological process: amine metabolic process. The transcript has 2 exons. Gene Ontology annotation, cellular component: plasma membrane. Gene Ontology annotation, molecular function: quinone binding; primary methylamine oxidase activity; copper ion binding. The record is from RefSeq and is a predicted model, not a curated record.